Urocitellus parryii (Arctic ground squirrel) is the source of this 3869-nucleotide messenger RNA. It is a transcript of the gene Gprc5c, whose product is annotated as G protein-coupled receptor class C group 5 member C. Gene Ontology annotation, cellular component: plasma membrane; extracellular exosome; signaling receptor complex. Gene Ontology annotation, biological process: G protein-coupled receptor signaling pathway. The record is from RefSeq and is a predicted model, not a curated record. Gene Ontology annotation, molecular function: G protein-coupled receptor activity; protein kinase activator activity. Lineage: Eukaryota; Metazoa; Chordata; Mammalia; Rodentia; Sciuridae.
GGCAGCGAACUGCGUCUGGCGUGUCUCGAAGGAAAGCCACGACGAAGGUGACAAAGGCUGGGUGUCCGCCACUGAGAGACGCGCCAAGGCAGCCCCGGCGCCAGUGGGUGCKUACGCGAGCUGGGAGAUGCCGCGAGGGAGAGCCCGCCCGCGGGAUGUGCUGGGCUGCACCCCAAACCGCUUUCCAGAGAAAGAGCCGAAUCCAGAAAGUGAGUGCGCGUGAAUGUGCGCGUGCUCGCGUGCGGGGGCGUGGCAGUAAACAGCAACAACCCACACGCCAGCUUGGCCAGAAACUCGGAUCUCGCUCACCGGCCGGAAAGUGCGUCUCGGCCGAGGCUGGAGGGACCCAGCUGGUGCCUGGCCUGGGAGCCAGGAUGGCCACUCGCAAAGCCUUGCUGAUUUGCCUGGGACUGCCUCUCUUCCUGUUCCCAGGGGCCCAGGCCCAGAACCAUGCCCCGCCUGGCUGUAGCCCAGACCUCAACCCCCUCUACUACAACCUGUGUGACCGCUCUGGAGCUUGGGGCAUUGUCCUGGAGGCCGUGGCUGGGGCGGGCAUUGUCACCACGUUCGUGCUCACCAUCAUCCUCGUGGCCAGCCUGCCCUUUGUGCAGGACACCAAGAAGCGGAGCCUGCUGGGGACCCAGGUGUUCUUCCUGCUGGGCACGCUGGGCCUCUUCUUCCUGGUGUUCGCCUGCGUGGUGAAGCCCGACUUCUCCACCUGUGCCUCCCGGAGGUUCCUCUUCGGGGUCCUGUUUGCCAUCUGCUUCUCCUGCCUGCUGGCCCACGUCUUUGCCCUCAACUUCCUGGCCCGCAAGAACCACGGGCCCCGCGGCUGGGUGAUCUUCGCCGUGGCUCUGCUCCUGACCCUGGUGGAGGUCAUCAUCAACACCGAGUGGCUGAUCAUCACCCUGGUGCGGGGGGCUGGCGAGGGCGGCCCUGUGGGCAAUGGCAGCGCCGGCUGGGCCGCGGCCUCCGCCUCCCCCUGUGCCAUCGCCAACAUGGACUUUGUCAUGGCGCUSAUCUAUGUGAUGCUGCUUCUGCUGGGGGCCUUCGUGGGCGCCUGGCCCGCCCUGUGCGGCCGCUUUCAGCGCUGGCGGAAGCACGGGGUCUUUGUGCUGCUCACCACGGCCACCUCCAUCGCCAUCUGGGUGGUGUGGAUCGUCAUGUACACCUACGGCAACCAGCAGCACCACAGCCCCACCUGGGACGACCCCACGCUGGCCAUCGCGCUCGCCGCCAACGCCUGGGCCUUCGUCCUCUUAUAUGUCAUCCCCGAGGUCUCCCAGGUGACCAAGGCCAGUCCGGAGCAGAGCUACCAGGGGGACAUGUACCCCACCCGGGGCGUGGGCUACGAGACCAUCUUGAAGGAACAGACGGGCCAGAGCAUGUUUGUGGAGAACAAGGCGUUUUCCAUGGAUGAGCCCAUCUCAGCUAAGAGACCAGUGUCACCUUACAGUGGCUAUAACGGGCAGCUGCUGACCAGUGUGUACCAGCCCACCGAGAUGGCUCUGAUGCACAAAGGCCCGUCCGAAGGCGCUUAUGACGUCAUCCUCCCACGGGCCACUGCCAACAGCCAGGUGAUGGGCAGUGCCAACUCGACCCUGCGGGCUGAAGACCUGUACGCGGCAGCCCAGAGCCACCAGGCGGCCACGCCACCGAAGGACGGCAAGAACUCUCAGGCUCAGUCCCCGCAAAAUAAAACGAGACGGUAGACGCCCUCUUCCCUGGACUGCACGGCCACCUGAUGUCCUCAUUCCUCUGUACCUCUCUCGCCCUUGUCCUUGGAGCUGGGAGGGACCAGAGGCCACCAACCUGAAGCAGUGGACUGAGUGGGGGCCCUGGGAAGGCCUGGGGUUCAGGGGUCUUCCUGCUUCUGCCCAGCCAGCCUCCUGGUCCCCGAGUGACUGCAAUUGGAAGGAGCUGGUUGUGGACUCCCAUCUCCCCUCUUGAUCCCACCCUCCUUCCAAGUCACGGCCUAUGUGUCUCCRGGUGUGGUUCUGCAGACAGCCCUCUUCUGCCGGGGAACGGCAGCCUCCGCUGCCUCUGUCUUGACACUGGACCUUCCUGGCUGGCCAUCUUGGUGUCCGGCGUCAUCUUGUCCCACUCGGCACCGAGGGGAGUCUUCUCUGUGAGCCUCUGGAGCCAAAUCAUGGCAGAAGCUGUCCCCUGUCCUCCUCCCCAGGGCCUUUUGCUACCACCUGGACUGUGGAAGGCCAUGAGCUGAGGCCAGUGCUUGGCCUGGACAGGUGGUGCUUCUGUUCAUGGCCGGUGGAUCCUGGAUUUGAGCCCUCUGCGCCAUGGCCCUGACUAAGCCUUCCCCAGCUUCCAUGRAGUGGGUCCCACCACCAGGCCAGGGCCAGCCCUACCUGUCCUCUGAUCCCWACUGUCCUUGCCAUUCGGGACAGGGACUACCACACCGGUUCCAACCGGAAAGCUCUUCAUCAUUCAGUGCUACCUCAUGGAGACCCCACGGAGAAUUUGGAGAGCUGUCAGGCCACAGUGGCAUUUGGGACUUGGCCUUGUUUACAUGCCAGGAUGCUCUGUGACCUUGUCUCCCUCCCCUGUCGGCCUUUGGCUUCUCAGUUGUUUGGAAGGUGGCUCCUGGGAUAGGGGCAGGUGUCGAUGCUCCUGAAUGACCUGGGCCGCGCAGGUUCUGAGGUGCGGGGGGCCUGCUGUGACUACCUGGGCAUUGGUGGCCAGGGCCUGGAAGUCCCCUUAGGAGAAACAGGCUGGGUCCAGGCUGCAUUCUCAGGGACCCGUUGAAGGUCCUGGGUCAGGCAAGUUGGGAUCCAGGCCUCUCCUGUGACAARCUGGUGGGACGUGGGGAGRCCCCUUAGRUAAGGGGUCUUGGACUGAAGAUUGUGACGGGCAGGGGGCUGAGUCUCCACCUCAGCUUGGGUGGCCGGCAUUGCUUUCAACACUGGAGGGACCUCGAGUGUCCUUGUUCUUGGACRUGCUACAGAGGGUUCUGACAGUCACCCAGGCAAGAGGGGCCAUUCUCAGAACCUGCAGGUUGCUGGUCCCGAGGAAAGGGAUGAGCCAGCUGAGACCUCCGYGCCAUCUUGGUCUGCCCUUGGUACCCGACAGAGCUGGCCCAUCCAAGGGGUCUGCCCUGAGUGUGCCCAGGAGCUCAGUCCUUAGCCCAGCAUCACCUCUGUGCGAGGUGGAAGGCAAGGACUUUUCUGAGAGGCACCUUGUGGUCGGCCCCACAGAUUCCCCAGUGCCACCCCCCUGUCCCCAGCAGCCUGUGCCUUUAUCACUGGAGCAUUUGUUCCAGAGCUGAACUGGGUGGACAGUUCCCACUGUGUACGGCUGUGUCCCCAGGUGUGAUCCCCACUUCCCUUGCACUUGCAAGAAUAAUGUUUCCCUCCAAGGGACGGGGUCUCCUUGCACCUCAGACUGCCCUUGAUCUGAGUUAGCGGUCCCCAAGGUCCCUUCAGUGAGGGAAGGCACUUGUUGACUACUGUUCUUGGUGACAAUCUCAGGAGUCUCGGGCUGGGCCKGGUGACCAGGGUGCUGCAGCCUGCAGUGGACACAGGUGUGUCUGUAGCCGGACUCCUCAGCUUGAGGAAGCUCAGGAGGGAUGGGCUCCUGAAAGAUGCGGGCCAGUCCAGCUUCYGGACUGCUUCCUCUAGUCCUGGGCAGCGUCCAGAAGACGCAUGUGUUUCAGGAGGCAGGAGGCGCCUUCUCCGAGUGGCCAAGGUGCCUCAUCCAGUGGGAGAAAACCAAGAUGAGACCUGGUGCAGGUUCAUUGUCCUAGGCACCCCCUGGUGAGUCUCACGCUGCCACUGCCRGAUCCUGUCGCUGGAAGCAGAGGACUUCAUGACACUCAGGAUUAAACGACUAUCCUCCAUUGGGAGGGGUUUCUG